GUCCCAACGAGCUACGAUGGCAGUGGGCCAGAGUUGUUAGCCGGGCCAAGCAGAUGCACUAAUCAGUCAUUAGUAUUCGGCCAGUACGCAGCGAGAGUAACGACUUUGGAAACCCGUUUCGGCCAUAAAAAAACCGAUAGUACUCAUUAAGCACACAGCGAAAACAAACAAUAUAAAGAUGACAGAAGACUCUGCGAAGGGAGCUCUUAACAAUGGCUACGAAAUGGACCAUAAAGAGCUGGAAAUCCACGAGCCUGAAGAGUUCAAGGAGCUGUCGCUGGAAAGCGAAUCGGAUGACUCGAAGGAAAAGGGCUUUUUUGAGAACAAUCCUAGAGUUGCGCGUAUUGUGAAAAUCUCUACCUAUGUACUGCUGCACCUCGUUGUGGUGGCCUACUUCUCAUACGCCACCUAUCACUACAACGAUAUAACCAACUACGAGUGCUACUGGAAAGAUAAUCCACUGUGCGGCAUCAACUUCUGCACCGGCUAUGGAAUGCUCUUGCUCCUGUUGGGUUUCGUCUACGCGGGUCUGUUUUACUACUAUGUGUUCAAGCCCUUGGUGGGGCGAAAGCUGCACAGGAAUUUCCUAAGCCCCUUGUCUAAGAAAUGGCACAGCUUCAGCAGAACCAAGAUUGUGUCACUGGCCAGCAUCGCCGCGCUCCUCGUUCUGUUGGCCAUUUUUGUGUACUUCGAGACCCGGAACGAGCCCCAGAAGCUGGUGUCCCUGGUGGGCCCCUGCUUCUUCAUCCUCUGCGGCUACGUCUUCUCCACAAAGCGAAGUGCCAUCAAGUGGCGCAUCGUGAUCACGGGGAUCACGUGCCAGUUCCUGCUCGGCAUCUUCUGCAUCCGCUGGGAGGUGGGCCGCAAAAUCUUCGAGUGCUUUGGCAACAAGGUGGCCACCUUCCUGGGCUAUGCCACCGAUGGAGCCGAAUUCGUGUUCGGCGAGUUCCUGGUGCAGAACAACGUGUUCGCCUUCGCCAUCCUGCCGGUGAUCUUCUUCUUCAGCUUCUUCAUCUCUAUCCUGUACUACCUGGGCACGAUGCAGUGGAUCGUAUUGAAGCUGGGUUGGAUCCUGCAGCAGAUCAUGGGCACCACCGUCUGUGAGAGUGUGACGGCGGCGGCCAAUAUCUUCCUAGGAAUGUCCGAGAGUCCACUGCUCAUCCGGCCGUACAUCAACAAGCUGACCAAGAGCGAAAUCCACAGCAUCAUGGUGUCCGGCUUUGCGACGGUCUCUGGAACAGUGCUGGCGGCCUACUUGUCCUUUGGGGCAUCCGCUGCCCACCUGAUCACCUCCUCGGUGAUGGCAGCUCCCGCCACGCUGGCCAUCUCCAAGCUCUACAUGCCGGAGACGGAGGAGAGCCAGACCUCGUCGGACUCCAUUGAGUUGGAAAAAUCGCAAGACUCUUCGCUGCUGGAUGCGGCCUCCAGUGGUGCCAGCAAUGCCGUGCCCAUUGUGCUUGGCAUCAUAGCCAACAUUGUGGCCUUCGUGGCCUUCAUCGCCUUCCUCAAUGGCCUGGUCAGCUGGUUUGGCUAUUUGGUGGGUCUGGAGCACGUUGACUUCGAGUGGAUAUUCUCGAAGCUGUUCAUUCCGCUCGUCUGGGCGAUGGGAGUGCCCACCGAGGACUGCGAUAUCAUCGCCAAAGUGGUGGCCACCAAGACCAUUAUCAACGAGUUCGUGGCCUAUGAGCGGUUGGGUCAAUACAUCGACAGCAAUCAAAUCACUGCCCGCAGCGCUGGCAUUGCCACUUUCGCCAUAUGCGGCUUCGCCAAUCCCAGCUCCUUGGGCAUCCUCAUCGGAUCCCUCAGUGCCAUGGCGCCCCACCGACGCGCCACCAUCACAGCAGUGGCCUUCCGAGCCUUCGUGGUGGGCAGCAUAGUCUGCUUCGUAUCCGCCAGUUUUGCAGGCAUCCUGAUACAAGAAGAGGAUGAGGCGGCGAACUACAAAAAGAUAUUCCAAAAACUGGGUCACAAAAACGUUACGCAGUUUUAGUUCCUUGCAGUGAUAAUUAGCCGAUGAAAUUAUACAAAAUAAUCAAAUUCUUAUUUAUUAAAUAAACGUUGUUGCUAAGAGUAAAA
Drosophila biarmipes is the source of this 2076-nucleotide messenger RNA. RefSeq names its product solute carrier family 28 member 3 (gene CNT2). The record is from RefSeq and is a predicted model, not a curated record. Bases 179 to 1990 code for a protein of 603 amino acids. Gene Ontology annotation, molecular function: nucleoside:sodium symporter activity. Gene Ontology annotation, cellular component: membrane. NCBI's taxonomy places the organism in Eukaryota, Metazoa, Arthropoda, Insecta, Diptera, Drosophilidae. The transcript has 8 exons. Gene Ontology annotation, biological process: nucleoside transmembrane transport.